Molecule: messenger RNA, 1868 nt
Organism: Cucurbita maxima (winter squash)
Lineage: Eukaryota; Viridiplantae; Streptophyta; Magnoliopsida; Cucurbitales; Cucurbitaceae
Product: E3 ubiquitin-protein ligase SPL2
Exons: 6
Coding region: 319-1542 (407 amino acids)
Biological process (GO): protein ubiquitination; organelle organization
Molecular function (GO): ubiquitin-protein transferase activity
Source: RefSeq, a predicted model, not a curated record
ACUAUCCGAAACAUCAUUGAUUCCGUUCCUAAUUGUUUUUAUAAUUCGAAAGCAGAGUAAACGGACGAACUAUAUGAAGGAGUUCGACAUUAUUUGAUUUUUGUGCUUCGGAAUUUGAUUUGAUAUAUAAAAUUGCUUGAUGCACAAUUCGCCCUCUUCCGCGUUGGUCUGCGUUAUCACUCGACAUUCGCGUUGAAACCACCGCAAUAACUGCCGCCGCGGCGUUUCUGCUUUGUCUCGUCGGUUGUACCGGUCGCUGUCUCCACCGCAUUUAAGGAGGUAAUUGUUUUCACCGCCGCAGAGUCACGGAAUUCACUCAUGUCCUCAUCGGAGCAAGCCCUCGUCUCUCUACUCUCUCAGUUUGCUUUAUCGUUUGAUGGAGCCGUUUUGGGCGCAGCCCUAGCUUAUGCUGCUGUUCGUACCGUCCUCAAACUCACUGCUUCUUGCUCCGCUCUCGAUGAGCUCCGUAAAGCUCCUUAUGUUAGUGUUUCUGAUCUUCGCCAUAUCAUUUCCGAUGGAGAUUCGGGAAAAUCCGAGUCCGAUCAUAAGCUUGUUGUAGUUCGUGGCACCGUGGAGGCCAGGUCGUCUGUGGAAGGUAAUUGGAAGAGCGUACAGCCUAAUGUAUUGAUUUCUCAAGAGUCCGGAGACAGAGCGGUGAUUAUUCAGCGUACUCAAAUGUGCAUAUUCAACGAAUGGAAAGGCUUCUUUGGAUGGACUUCUGAUUUACGUGCAAUUUUUGGAAGAACCUUUAGAAAGCAAGAGUCGACAUCAUUUAGAACGGUUCCUUUUGUCCUUGUUGAUGAGGGCCAUUCACCAUAUUCUGAUUUUGUUGUCGUUAACAUGGAUGGGUCAAGACAUCCUUUGCCUCUUACAACUGUGUAUCAUCAACUACAGCCCGUUUCAGCUACUCCUUAUACCUUCCUUCAAGCACUUUUUGGUCAUGAGUACCCUGUUGGGGUGCUUGAUGAGGAGAAAAUACUUCCAUUAGGAAAAAAUAUCAGUGCUGUUGGCAUAUGCAGUUUUAAAAAUGGAGUUCCUGUGAUAAAGUCAUGCAAGGAUUUUCCCCAUUUUCUAUGUGAAAUGACUAAGGAUCAGAUGAUUUUAGAUCUAGUCUUCAAAACAAAAUUUCUGUUUUGGAGUAGUGUUGUACUUGGUUCGCUGUCGGUUGGCGUUCUUGGUUAUUCUGUUGUGAGAAACUGGAAUAGAUGGAAACAAUGGAGGCAACAGAGACGGUUACAGGAUUCAGGGAAUGAUUCCACCAUGUCACAACUGGAUUCAAACAACAUUCCGAUUUAUGGUGAUUUUGGAACUGCAUCAGACAACGAGGAAGCAGUCGAUCCAGAGGACGAGGUAUCAUCAAACGUUCCAGAUGGUCAGUUGUGCGUGAUCUGUCUCAUGAGAAGAAAGCGCUCUGCUUUCAUUCCAUGUGGUCAUUUUGUUUGCUGUGAACGUUGUGCCAUGUCAGUUGAACGCGAUUCAGCUCCCAAAUGUCCCGUCUGCCGCCAGCAGAUCCGUAGUUCUGUGCGGAUUUACGAUUCAUGAGGAGAAACAAACGAUCUUUUCAGGUUCUAACCACGACACAUCUACAUAUACACAUCUCAUUCUUCUGGAUAGCCCUUUUUACUGAUACUGUUUGAAAUUUCAUAUCUAUGCCAGUCAUUCCCGUAGGCAGCAGAUCUGGAGUUUGUCUUUCCAUAUCUACUGUAACAAUUUAUCCAUGUAGUCGGUAUUUUGAUCACAGAGUUCGUUAAGAGUAUCUAAAGCCAAAUUUGAAGUGAUAUCUCUUGUAAAUUCCACAUAGUAUACUCUUUUACAUUGUAACUUGGUGAUAUAUGUGAUGAAAAGAAACUUCAAUAUUGGCUUUGUUA